Molecule: messenger RNA, 10318 nt
Organism: Spirometra erinaceieuropaei
Lineage: Eukaryota; Metazoa; Platyhelminthes; Cestoda; Diphyllobothriidea; Diphyllobothriidae
Source: the annotation of a GenBank genome assembly
AUGUCUACCGAGACAAACAUCAAGCUCACCCGUACCAUCUACCGCGGUACCUCGCCUAGCACUGUUAGGCUAGAGGUAAGUGCAUGAGACUUCUUUUCCUUAGUCCCUACUUUUGUUGAUAACACGUAAACAUGUGAUUUCUGUAAACAACUCAAUUACUUUAUACUUGUGGUGAAGGACAUUGCCUGAGCAGAAAACUGACUAAAAAAACUUCACUUAUGAACUUAACCUCACGAAGUACCUGGGGUUAAAUGAAGCGGUCGGUUGGGUACCGCGGGAAUAAUGCUCCCUUUUUUGAAAAAAAAACAGGUUUUAUCACUGAUUUGAUCCUAUUACUAAAAUGUGUUUGAUGCUUAAGAGUAAGCUGACCUAACAGGACCAAAAGAAAAUGAGCGUCAGUAAAGGAAAGAACCUGUCAGAUCUGAAAUUAUUCUGCAGAUGACCCAUGGAGGCAUCGUGCAUUGCUUGCUGGCUGAGAUCGGUUGUUGAAUAAUUUAGGCAUGAGAAGCGGACCUUGCUGGUCAGCUUCGCGCGGUACGUAUGAUGGAAAACUUGGUCUAGAAACAGCAUGGAGGAGGAACGGAGAGAUCAAACCGGAAGGGCAGCAUGACAACAACUCACGAUUCAAAAUGUCGACUUUUGUACUACAAGGACUUUCAUCGAUUGAGGAAAAGGUUGCGUGUAGGGAGAGGGUUUGGCCGAAACUCAGCCUCAAUUCGGCCCUUUCUGUCUGUUUCACCUAGUAUGGUUUUAUGCGAUAAACAAGUCCCAAACACGAAAAUCAAAUGAACUCAGAAUAAUGCACUCAACACAGUAUUUUGCAUACAGAGUAACGAUUUUGCCAUCGACUUACAGAAAUGAAACAUCUAAACCAAUUGGCGUGUGCAUUGAGUUAGACCCCUUUUAAUGCAUCAUACUUCUGCUUGCAUUGUUAAUCAUGCUAGUCUAACUGUAACUUCCGCUCGUAUGCAUUUUAUUGUGGAGCACUCAAUGAAGUUAUUAAUUCAAAAUACUAUUUUGGAAGCGCAGGGUGCUUGGAAAGUUUCACCACCUUGGCGAUUACAAUUUAUACUCCCAAAAGUUACAAACUUUAAUUCAGGCAUCGUUUAACUGGAGUAAUUAGGGGCAUCUUCUAUUCAGCAGCUCAAAGUCGGUAUUAUUCUCCAUUCCAGAGCCGGGUAAGAGAGUUGGAGGAUCUUCUCGACCUGGAACGUGAUGGUCGCGUUCGCGUAAGUCAGUUUUUCUAAAACACCCCCAGUGAAAGAACCAUACACUGAUGGUCUGUAAAACAAAUUAGAAAUAAUUUUUCUGCCGUUCAACUCCAUUUCACUAUUAAAGCCAACAUGUGGCUCGCACAAGCAGAUAGCGUGCUUCCUCCGGCGUGCAUAUUAGAUUUUUACAAUACUUGACCUACCUGGUUUUUCGUGUUUUUUCAUUAUUACAUCGAAAAUGGACUGACUGGAACCUUCAGAGUGCGCGAGACGGUAGCCCUUCUUAUAAAUCUUUUAGUCCUCCAGAGAACAGUAACUUACACAAUCAUGUAAUUAGGCAAUGUCGGAGGCAAUAAUUCUUCCUCAUAACAAGAAAGCGUCAAAAUUUCCCUUAGGAAAACAAAGGUUUUUCCCUUGCACGCAUGUGAAGAGUUCUGAUUAGUUUUGAGUCACUGCAUGUACACGAUUAAGAAAAUUGUUUUGAGGGCGCCAUAUAGCACAAAAUUAACGCUAAACCAGGCGGAAAUAAGUGGUAAGUUGGAAAAAGUCAGAUGGGCCAACAUUACCCCCUCACCCGUUACACAAACCCACUCGUCAAUAUGAAAGGAAGGGGGAGUUCCACGAGAGAGCUGAGAAAAAGCAGUCACGAUUGGCGGAAGAAGAAGUUGGUUCGCCUGACGUUUCGAAUCCGUACUCGAACCCAUCGCCCAGGACGCGCCCCCUGAGCUUUCAUUACCUUCCCCUGUUACUGUCUCUGAUGAUGGGUUCGAGUACGAGUCCGAAACGCUAGACGAGUGAAAUCAUUAUUCUAGCGUUCUCGUCUCCUUCCCAGAUCCCCUCGUAUUAGAGCUGGGAUGGUCGCCUAUUUUCGUUUGCAAGAAAGAGUCCCGUGUGUCUCUUUGCUACUAACUGGGAUUAAAUUAGAGUAAUGAAUACAGGGUAAACACUGACAGGAGGAUGAGACUGUUUCGUGCUGUAACCAGGUCCAGGCUAGGGGGUGAAUGGUUUAAUUAUAGCUAUAUAAUGUCCUGUGUGCGGACUCUUUCUGAAUUACUAUCCUACAGAAGACAUUUUGAAUAAUGAAUUCCAUAAGCUGCACAAUAGUUUCUCACUAUUUCUAAACUUAAUUAUAUAUUCCAUUCGAUUAUUUUUCCCCCCAGAAGUUUGGUGCUCGCCACUAGGAUAUGUAUUUUGACCCUAAAAACCUGACCAGCAAAGAAGUUUCGGAACCGGACUCAUCGUUCGCCUGGUUUUUUGUACUCUGGUUAGCACAAAAAGAACAGAUCCAUACUGCCAGCGGUCUUACCGUCAGAAGCAUUAGCGGAUCUAUCUUGAGCAUCUAACGGAUGACGGGCUAUGCGCUUUGCUUUCUAAAUCUGAAAUGAGAUCCUUGAGGGCAGCUGCCUGGUGAUGAGCAUAUGGCAUCUGGCAUUGUCGACUGGAAAUGACUAUUUCGGAUUCCAUGUCUUUGAUGUGAAUGGUCAUUGAGCUAUUUCAUCCACAUGACGGCUUUAUGCUCCCGUGGCGCUUACCUGUGGCGAAGUAAUUUCUUCAUCCUAAUCGGAUUCAAGCAGAGCCGAAUGAACACAUGCGAGAUUUAACCCUUGUCGAGCUUACUUUGACAUAGGCAGUUAAUUGUGUCGCAGUUGCUGCGGCAGUGUAAACGCAUGAAUAGACGUUACCAGACUCCUUUUGAAAAAAAUUUGGUGGGACAUUGCACUCCAGCCGCUACCGGAGUAGAGGCGGAGAAGAAAAUAAUAUGUACGUUCCACGGGGUCUACAGAUUUAGCCCAGGGAAAUUUGCACUAGUCAUGAAUCUAUCUGGAAUUCUUCAAAAUAUCUGCCGGGUAUUUCAGACAUAUAGGUCUGAUGCGUCUCUUGAAUACGUGACGUAUUAUAAUAACCUAAUCUAUAAGAAUGAACAGCUGUGAUGGUUGGUAGUAGUAAAUUGUUAACACCUUAUUUCCUUGCAGAAUCCGUUUUCCAACGUGCACGUUCGCAUUUUGUGCGUUAUUUCGCUGCAAAAAUUAGAUUUUAACUGAGCUCUCGUACCGUCUGGAGGUACUUGCAUAGCAAACUUCAUGUAUUCGGUUACCACUAGAAGAGAUAUGUUCAAAUUUGGAUUUUUUUAAAAACUCUGCGUCUACUACGAGUACUAGCCUAAGUACUUAAAUGUUUUUUUCUUAUUUAAGGCCGAGAGGAAUGCCAACGAGCUGGCCAUUCAGCUCGAGGCUCUCUCCGAGCGCCUGGAUGAACUGAGUGGAUCCUCCUCUCAAGUGGUAAAUUAGAGGCUUGCUCUUUUUAAACAGACCUCCUGUCUGAAUUUCUCUCUCUGUUUUUAGAUCUAGUCCUUUAAGUGGUGCAAUUUUAUCCUCCGUAACUUAUUACUACCUAUUGUUUGGGUACGAUUAUUGGUCGUCAAAGCAUGAACAACAAAGACGUUUGACCGCUAAGGUCAGCGUUCGUGCGUUAUUUAUGCAACUGAGCGAUUAAAAAACCGGAGUCGAAAUCAAGCAACCCUAUCGUAGUGUGUGCUAUUUUAAAAGCUACAAUAGGUGGGCUAACUCAUGAAAUGUCAACAGAAAUCCCGAAAUGCGUUUUCGUUUCGAAAAGAUUAAGCAGGAUUGUAAAACUAGUCAGCCUGAAACAUAAUUCUAUAAUAUUUCAGUAACCUCAAAAUGCCGGCUUUCGAACGAACUUCUGUCCGGCUGCAUGCAAAAACUACACUGUGUAAAAAAUGACAACUUAAGUAGAAUGAAUUUUUCUCACUGAUUUUCGAUGCCCAUAAAAGUCCAAUUAUAUUUCUUGGAAAACAUGCAUGAAAGUAUUCAUUCUUUCGCUCAUUCGGUAGACAAUUACGUCUUCUUCCAAUCUUAUACUCCGAGGAAGGGUACAAUUCGGUUUUCAAAAACUUUUCCAAUUCCCGAAUAAGUUUGACGCCUCUCUACCGUUACACUUGGAUUCAGGGUUUCAAAACUACUAGCUGUAUAUUUUCCGCGUACGGCAAACCACACAUUUCUCCACGGUAAUAAAGGGAGCCCAUAUAGGGUUCAUAAAAUUCAACAGUGGAUUUGAUCCAUAUUGUUAACUUAACAAGCCACAUUGGUGAAUGCAGACACAUGACGAUUUAUGAACGGCCAUUUCACGAUAUUUAAAAGUCCCACAAUUAGAAACGUUUUUAAAACCGAAUUACGUCCCUCCUUCGAGUAUACAAUUAGAAGAAGACGUAAUUGUAUACCGAAUGAACGAAAGAAUAAAUAUUUUCAUGCAUGUCUUCCAUGAAAUAUAAUUGGACUUUUAGGGGUAUCGAAAAUCAAUCAGAAAAAUCCAUUCUACUUAAACAGUCAUUUUUUACAGAGUGUAGUUUUCGCAUGCAGUCGGAAAGAAGUCCGUUCGAAAGCCGGCAUCCUGAGGUAAUUGAAAUAUUAUAGAACUAUGUUGCAGGCUGACUUGUUUUACAACUCUACUUAAUUACUCUUUUUGAAACGAAAACUCAUUUUGGAAUUUCGGUUGACAUUUCAUCAGUUAGCCCACCUCCUGUAGGUGUGAAUGAACUUGCGUAGGCGGGUGUUUCGUCUGUCAGGGAAGUGCGCGGCUGCACCUCUCGGCCGUUGUAUGGCCGGUGCCCGAUCCCCGCAGGCGACAUGGCACACCACCGUCUAGCGUUCCUGAACUUUACCGACAGCCGCACUACCCAUAUUUGCCACCAACCCUACAGCGGCCCGGACAACCAAUCACAAUACAGAUGCGCAAAUUGAUCGAUGUUUCGCGCAGAUGCCUUAACCACGCGUGGCCACAGUGCCAGCCAAGAAGUUGGGGGGCGGGGGGGGGGGACGAAGCAAUGAUUCAGUAUUGCAUACACGCCAACGUAAACAUGCAAACAUAUCAGUAGAAUCCAAACAAGCUAAAUUAAUUAAGGGUCAAAUGUCAGCAAUGGGGUCGAAGUUUGAAAUUCGUAUAUCAGGGUUUGCAACAGCCACGAUUUAUAGUUGGGGAUACCGAUGAGGCGAAACUUAGAAAUAUAUCAGUCAACAGAAGGCUUAGGUGACAACUAGUAGACGUUAGUGAGAAGUACCCCCCUUGGUUCUAAGGAGGACGACCGGUCAAACUGCGUCUGGUGAGAAAACAUGCAAGUACUGGAUUAACCAAUGACACGUAAAAUUGUUACAAGUUGUGCGUAGACGCCUGAAUGAAGUCCACAUUUUUUCCCCUAUUUCCACCCUGUUCGCAUUAGAAGACCUUUUGGUGCUCUUUUGCAUUCGAAAUAAGGAAGCAACAAUUUCUUCUCUACCCCCGCCGUCCUCUUUGUCACUGCUAGUACUCAAGAUAGUUAAAAUACAGGUUGUAUUUACAUGCCAGCACACAUGUCACCAGGUAGUCCUUUCCUAGAUAAAACCAGCCGCAGAUUGGUCUUGGCCCCGGAGCACAAAACGGUAACCGAAGAUUUGAAUUUAAGGCAAAAAACUAUUACGGAACUAAUUAGAUCCCUUCUAUGUCCCUUCCAAAUUUGGGGCUCUGACCAAUAAUGCUAUUAGUGUCAUUAUACUUGGUCGUACUGGUUGUUUAAUCAUUUCUAAAGCGUGACACAAUGUCGGACUGUGUAAACGUAUUUUUUCUUGCUACCUCCAACGCUAUGUCCGUAGAAUGAGACAGUUCGACGAAAAGAUAUGGAACUCAUGAAGUUGCGCAAAGAUCUCGAGAACGCCAACGCCGCCUUCGAAAAUGCCGAGAGUGUACUUCGUCGGAAGCACAACACCAUGAUCAAUGAGAUGACCACCGAGGUUGAGAAUCUUCAGAAACAGAAGGGAAAGUAUGUAAUUUAACAGUGAAGCAAACACUGGAAUAUCAUAUCGGUCGUUGCAUCUUUCAAUUAAUGGUCCGCCUUUUCCCCAUUUUACUCUCCCUAGAGCUGAGAAAGACAAGAAUCAGCUCAUGAUCGAGAUCGAUUCCGUCCUCGGACAGCUUGAUGGGGCCCUCAAGGCCAAGGUAAAAAGAACAAUUUAAAAGGGGUAGUUUCAACUCUUCUGCCACCCUCACACACGGGAGUUCAAAUUCACGUGUUUUCAAUCUCUUGUAGCAAUCAGCUGAAUCCAAGUUGGAGGGCCUCGAAAGUCAGCUUGCUCGCCUGAAGGGUCUUACCGACGACCUUCAGCGUCAGGCGGCCGAUGCCAAUGCGGUUAAAGGCAAACUUACUGCGGAGAACUUCGAGUUGACUCGCAUUAACCAGGAAUAUGAGGCUCAAAUCCUCAACUUUUCGAAAAUCAAGUCUGCUCUUGAAGCCCAGGUUGAUGACCUGAAACGCUCUCUUGAUGAGGAGGCUCGCGUAAGCACCUAUGCAAACACCGCCAAAGUGCCAGUUAAAAUACUGAUGAUUAACUGUCUUCUUACGGGCAAUUUGCCUUUUAUCUCUUCUAGAAUCGCCUAAAUCUGCAGACCCAAAUGGCUAGCCUCCAAAUGGACUACGACAACCUCCAGGCUCGAUUCGAAGAGGAAUCAGAGGCUGCCAGUGCGCUCCGCAACCAGGUUUCUAAAUUCAAUGCUGACAUGGCUGCCCUGAAGACUCGCCUGGAGAGGGAGUUGAUAGCUAAAACGGAGGAAUUUGAGGAGAUGAAGUGAGUUUACUCAUCCCAGAAAAUUGCAUGUACCUGGAAUUCGACCAUGGAAAAACCCUGAAACAAACCUUUGCGUGCCUUUUAGACGUAAGCUCAACGUCCGAAUCAAUGAGCUGACUGACAUGGCCGAGCAUGAACGUACACGCGCCUCCAACCUGGAGAAGACCAAGAAUAAGCUCACGAUCGAAAUCCGGGAUCUUCAGGCUGAGAAUGAGGCGGUAGGGUCGACAAUCCUAUUCUCUUCCUAUUUUGUCUUCCUCAUUGGAGAAAAUCAUAGAUAGGAUGACAUUUUGCUACGUUUGACUUUCCUAAAAAGACGCAGUAACGCAUUUACUCACCAUCUAGUUGGCCGCUGACAAUGCCGAGCUCACCCGUCGCGCCAAGGCUGCUGAACAUCAGGCUGCCGAACUGCAACGCCGUGUUGACGAACUGACCAUCGAAGUGAAUAACCUCACCUCGGCCAACAAUGCCCUCGAACAGGACAACAUUCGUCUCAAGGCGCAGGUCAACGACCUCACCGAUCGAAUCAGCAACCUCGAUCGUGAGAAUAAUCAACUCUCCGGUGAGUUCCUUUAGUUCUCAUGGAGCGUGGUGCCUUACCCUCGUUUUCGUUUAAAGCCCUUAUUAUUUCACCAGUUAUAGAUGAGUCUGGAAGACUAUAUUAGAAAUUAAUAAACCUCAUAGACCUCCUUGUCUACGACCUGGUGAUUGGUUAAAUCGGAAGCAAAUGGGCGACUUUGACCUGCAAAAGAGUGGUCUACAUAGCUAGGGCUUGCUGCUGCCGUUUAAGCUAGCAGGCGAAAGCACAGGUAAAUCUGUUUAAUAUGACCGAAAUGGGACGCUUAUCAAAAAACUAUAUGGGAAGUGAUGCUUUGAUUUAAGUAUGCUCCCAAGAUGGAUACAGAGGCACUUAGUAGUUUGAUUUGUUACCACGAUAUUAGAGCAACUGAAAGAGACCAAGUCUGCCCUGCGUGACGCCAACCGCCGCCUGACUGACCUUGAGGCUCUGCGUUCGCAACUGGAGGCUGAAAGAGACAAUCUAGCCUCUGCCCUCCAUGAUGCCGAGGAGGCCCUUAAAGACCUCGAAGCUAAAUACCAAUCCUCUCAAUCCGCUCUGGCUCACCUGAAAUCGGAGAUGGAACAGCGUCUGCGCGAGAAGGAUGAAGAAUUGGAGAACCUGCGGUAAGAAGGCCCUGGAAACGUCACUGCCUUGUGUUAUAAUUGUGUUCUACAUAUGUAACAUGGUCGCUGUUUUUUUUCGUUUAAUAUUCUAGCAAGAGCACUACUCGCACAAUCGAAGAGUUGACCGCCACCAUCACCGAGAUGGAGGUUCGUUUCAAGUCGGAGACGUCGCGUCUUAAGAAGAAGUACGAGGCUACGAUCAGCGAAUUGGAAAUGCAGUUGGAUAUGGCAAACAAGGCCAAUGCUAACCUCAAUCGUGAAAACAAAGCCCUUGCUCAACGUGUCCAGGAGCUACAGGUUGCCCUUGACGACGAACGCAGAGCUCGUGAGGCCGCAGAGGGCAAUCUUCAGGUGAGAUUUCCGUUUCUAGUCUCUUUUCCAGUACAAUUUACAUAGUUCCUCUGCUAUAUUUCUGCUUGCAAAACAUACCUUUACACUAAGUCAGUUUAACUAACCUUGCCGAGAUAAACAGUGUCAGUUCGUUUACAGGCAAGCGAACGCAAGCGCAUCCAACUGACAGCCGAGAUCGAAGAAAUUCGCAGCUCUCUUGAGGUUUGCGAACGCGCUCGCAAGAACGCUGAGAACGAGCUCGGUGAGGCUAACAACCGCGUUAGUGAGCUGACAAUGCAAGUGAAUGCGUUGACCAAUGACAAGCGUCGUCUUGAGGGUGACCUUGGUGUCAUGCAGGGCGACCUUGAUGAGGCAGUCAACGCCCGAAAGGUACGAACCCUCCCUUAUUCUCCACCCCACGCUAUCCAUCUAGUCUCUCCUAAAGUGAAUUUCAAAGCCACUGAUUUUGUACUAGGAUUUGUCCCUUUCAUUUUAUUCCCGUUGCCUACAUUUUCCCAGCGUUUAUUUGUGUGGUUUUUGGUCUCUUAGGCUGCCGAGGACCGUGCUGAUCGUCUGAAUGCCGAGGUUCUCCGUCUCGCUGACGAACUGCGCCAGGAGCAGGAGAACUACAAACGUGCUGAGGCCCUCCGCAAACAGCUUGAAAUCGAAAUCCGCGAGAUCACCGUGAAGCUUGAGGAGGCUGAAUCCUUCGCCACCCGGGAGGGCCGUCGCAUGGUUCAGAAGCUCCAGGUAUCAAACUUUUCGGUUUCUCUGAAUUGCUCAGACUAAGUGCACAAUGACAGGUCUACCAUAGGUACAUCUCAUUAAACUUGGUGAAUUCGAGCACGGCUACCGAACUUAAUAUUCUCAAAAUAAUAUAUAUGGCAAUUGUGUUGGCUCAAAUAGCUAUGAGGGAGCUCAGCCUGGUGGAAUGUUGCACGGAAGCUUGGAACUGUUGAUAACCAUUCGCAUGCGCUAGACGUCUGCAUUAUUUUAGAUAGCUUUAAAGGCCCCUAUUGUCGCGAAGUAUGUUCAGUAAAGUUACUUGCUUUGCCAUGAAUCUUUGAACAGAUGUCUCGAGGAUUAGACAAAUAAGUGAAACUGCUAGGUCUUUGACCUCCAAGUUCGGAAAGGCGCAUCGUAGUAUUUUAUCCUUUAGUUCUUUAACCCAGCAUGACAUUCAGAAAGAAGCCGCGAAGUAUGCUUCAUGCAAUUUCCUGGAUAUCAAACUAUGUGUUUUAAGUAGAAGACGUACUGGCUCAGUCGGAGACAGUUUGCGCACACUCUUUUGCUCAUAUUCAGUCACAGAAGAAAUUAUCUGCAAAGAAAACUAGACGCAGAACGCUGUUUUGCGGCCAGUAUCGAUCGUGAGGGUGUUUAAGCUUUCCUUAUCUGCGAUUAUUUAACGUGUCUGGAAUGCAUAUGUAGGAUCAUGUUAAAAGGGCAUGCCAUCCCUCCUUAACCCAAAUCACUAUCCCCUAGAACCGUGUGCGUGAACUCGAAGCCGAGCUGGACGCGGAAAUUCGCCGAAGCAAGGAUGCCGCGGCAAACGCACGCAAAUACGAACGUCAAUUCAAGGAGCUACAGACCCAAUGUGAGGAGGAUCGCCGCAUGGUGUUGGAACUGCAGGAUUUGCUUGACAAGACCCAAAUGAAGAUGAAGGCCUAUAAACGUCAGCUCGAUGAGCAGGUAAGUGGGCGUCAGUUCCCCAUGACUGUUUUUAAUUCCCUAAGGUUAUGCGAUUUUUAGCCCCUUUAAUACGAUCCGACGUUUAUUCUGUAGGAGGAGGUAUCUCAGCUGACGAUGAACAAGUACCGCAAGGCCCAACAACAGAUUGAGGAGGCCGAGCACAGGGCUGACAUGGCUGAGCGCAGCAUCACCAUCAAGAGAACCACCAUUGGUCCAGGUCUGCGUGCCCUUUCGGUCGCUCGUGAGAUGAGCACUAGCGUGGCUCGAGGAGGCCGUGCCACGAGCAUUAUGUAA